Messenger RNA from Salvelinus namaycush (lake trout), 2097 nucleotides. RefSeq names its product protein kinase C delta type-like. NCBI's taxonomy places the organism in Eukaryota, Metazoa, Chordata, Actinopteri, Salmoniformes, Salmonidae. The coding region runs from base 16 to 2097 and encodes 693 amino acids. Gene Ontology annotation, biological process: protein phosphorylation. The record is from RefSeq and is a predicted model, not a curated record. The transcript is spliced from 16 exons. Gene Ontology annotation, molecular function: diacylglycerol-dependent serine/threonine kinase activity; ATP binding.
GGCUGAGUGGUCACCAUGGAGCCCUUCCUGCGCAUCGCCUUUAAUGCGUUUGAUGUGGGGGUCCUGCCCCCCCUGACUAACGCUCCCUUCUGUGCCAUUAAGAUGAAGGAGUCCCUCAGCACUGAGCGGGGGAAGACCCUGGUCCAGAGGAAACCCACUAUGUACCCAGCCUGGAAGUCCUGUUUCGACGCCCACAUCUACGAGGGCCGUGUCCUGCAGGUGAUUCUGAUGAAGACCACAGAGGAACCAUUGGCCGAGGCCACGGUGGGCGUGUCCGUGCUGGCCGAGCGCUGUAAGAAGGGCAAUGGCUGUGCUGAAUUCUGGGUAGACCUGCAGCCUUCUGGGAAGGUUCAAAUGGCCAUCCAGUUCUUUACGCAGGACACAGACACAGCAGCAGCGUUUAAAUCGACAGUGAAGACACGUGAAGGGGAGGACGUGCCGAUGACACUGAACCGAAGGAAAGCCAUUAAACAGCCCAAGGUGCACUUCAUCAAGAACCAUGAAUUCACCGCCACCUUCUUCGGACAGCCCACCUUCUGCUCUGUCUGCAGGGAGUUUGUCUGGGGACUCAACAAGCAAGGCUACAAGUGCCGACAAUGCAACGCGGCUAUCCACAAGAAAUGCAUCGACAAAAUCAUUGGGAGAUGCACCGGAACAGCAGAGAACAGUAGAGACACUGUGUUCCAGAAGGAGCGCUUUAAGAUCGACAUGCCGCAUCGCUUCAAGAGCCACAACUACUUGAGCCCUACCUUCUGUGACCACUGUGGCAGUAUGUUGUGGGGAAUGGUCAAGCAGGGCAUCAAGUGUGAAGAUUGUUCCAUGAACAUCCAUCACAAGUGUCAGAAGAAAGUGGGCAAUCUCUGUGGAAUCAACCAGAAACUUCUGUCUGAGGCCCUCAACCAAGUUAGCCAGAAAUCCAUAAGUAGGUCUGAGUCCAACAAAUCCGAGUCAACGGACAUUGGAAUCUACCAGGACUUACCAGGACCAAUCUACCAGGACAACAAAAGCCCAGUAGCGGACCCUAGUGAAGCCAAUGAGAAGCUGUGGGAGGGUGGUAAGGUCCCUGCCCCCACCAGCAUCACCCCCACGAUCCACCUCACCAUCGACGACUUUGUGUUCCACAAGGUGCUGGGCAAGGGCAGCUUUGGCAAGGUCCUGCUGGCAGAGCUGAAGGGGCGAGGGGAAUACUUUGCUGUGAAGGCCCUGAAGAAAGAUGUGGUUCUGAUGGAUGAUGAUGUGGAGUGUACCAUGGUGGAGAAGAGAGUCCUGGCCCUGGCCUGGGACAACCCCUUCCUCGCACACCUCUACUCCACCUUCCAGACCAGGGAACACCUGUUUUUCGUGAUGGAGUACCUGAAUGGAGGGGAUCUGAUGUUCCACAUACAAGAUAAGGGUCGCUUUGAUCUCCACAGAGCCACGUUCUACUCAGCAGAGAUUGUAAUUGGACUGCAGUUCCUCCAUUCCAAAGGAAUUAUUUACAGGGACCUGAAGCUGGACAAUGUGAUGCUGGACAGGGACGGCCACAUUAAGAUUGCUGACUUUGGGAUGUGCAAGGAGAACAUGUUUGGAGAAAAUCGGGCCACCACUUUCUGUGGGACGCCAGACUACAUCGCACCAGAGAUCCUGCUGGGACAGAAGUACACCUUCUCCGUGGACUGGUGGUCGUUUGGGGUGCUGGUGUAUGAGAUGCUGAUUGGCCAGUCGCCAUUCCAGGGUGAUGACGAGGAAGAGCUGUUUGAGUCCAUCAGGAUGGACGUGCCUCACUACCCUGGCUGGCUCACCAAGGAGGCCAAGGACCUGCUGGAGAGGCUGUUUGAACGAGACCCUAUUAACAGACUAGGGGUGGUGGGGAACAUCCAAGCACACUCCUUCUUCAAGACCCUCAAUUGGCCUGCCCUGGAGAAGAGAGAGCUGGAACCCCCCUUCAAACCUAAAGUGAAAGCGCCCAAUGACUGCAGCAACUUUGACCGGGAGUUCCUGCGUGAGAAGCCCCGCCUCUCCCACACGGACAAGAACCUGAUUGACUCUAUGGACCAGGCGGCCUUUGCAGGCUUCUCUUUCAUCAACCCCAAGAUGGAAUGCAUUAUGGUCAAUUGA